UCUAUAUCUCUGCACAUCACUCGAGACGAAGAAAAAAAGUAUAAUUAAUCACAUUCUCACAUGGGUGUAGCUGCAAUGAAGAUUUCUGGCUGUGUUGUUGUGAUGAUUUUAGCUCAUACUGCUUUAUUAGGUUCGCUCAUGGCUGCAGCUGCUGCUGCUGCUGCUACAGCUUCCAUAGACUUGUCAACUGCAGUUCUCAUCAGCGUGGAUCAAUCUGGUAAAGGAGACUUCAAAAAAAUACAAGAUGCCAUAGACUCUGUUCCGCCAAAUAACUCUCAAUUGUAUUUCAUUUUGGUUAAGCCAGGAACAUACAGAGAAAAGGUGGUUGUGCCUGCUGAUAAGCCCUUCAUAACACUGAGUGGCACACAGCCGUCAAAGACGAUAAUAACAUGGAGUGAUGGAGGGGACAUUUUUCAGUCUCCAACACUUUCUGUACUAGGUUCUGAUUUUGUUGGACGAUAUCUCACCAUCCAGAAUACAUAUGGGAGCGGUGACAAAGCUGUUGCAUUGAGAGUAUCAGGAGAUAGAGCAGCAUUCUAUGGUUGCAGGAUUCUCUCAUAUCAAGACACCCUCUUGGACGACACCGGAUCACACUAUUAUAGAAAUUGCUACAUUGAAGGAGCUACGGAUUUCAUAUGUGGAAAUGCUGCUUCACUCUUUGAAAGGUGCCAUCUGCAUUCAAUUUCCAAAAACAAUGGAUCUAUAACAGCUCAGCACAGGGACUCUUUGACUCAGAAUAGUGGUUUCACCUUUUUGGAUUGCAAGAUCACUGGCAUUGGAAGUGCUUAUCUAGGAAGGCCAUGGGGUGAUUAUUCAAGAGUGGUCUUUGCCUUAUCUUACAUGUCCAGUGCGAUAGUCCCAGCCGGAUGGGAUAGUUGGGCUGGCCAAACCAAGCAAAGUACUGUGUUCUAUGCUGAGUACAAGUGUUAUGGUCCUGGAGCUAACAGAGCUCACAGGGUUGAAUGGUCGCAGAGCUUAUCCAUGGAAGAGGCUGCACCCUACUUAACAAAGGCCAUGAUUGGGGGGCAAAGCUGGCUCAGGAAUGCACCAACCUACUUUAAAAGAGGCUCCACAAUUAUCAAGGCUAACGUUGGAAAUAAUUAACUAGAAAAAUUGCACCCUUUUAAUUGCUUCUUUUCUCUGAAUAAUGCUGAAUAAUUUAUUUAUUUAUAUUUUUUUAAUAUUGUACGGAAUUUCAUUGUAGAUAUUCAUUCAUUUAUUAGCCCUUUUCAUGAAAGAGGCUGU
Hevea brasiliensis (rubber tree) is the source of this 1245-nucleotide messenger RNA. Its product is annotated as putative pectinesterase 11. Gene Ontology annotation, biological process: cell wall modification. NCBI's taxonomy places the organism in Eukaryota, Viridiplantae, Streptophyta, Magnoliopsida, Malpighiales, Euphorbiaceae. The transcript has 5 exons. The record is from RefSeq and is a predicted model, not a curated record. Gene Ontology annotation, molecular function: pectinesterase activity. The coding region runs from base 61 to 1104 and encodes 347 amino acids.